AUGCGGAUGAACAAGUCGUUGACGCUUUUGAAGAACUCCACCAAGGGCGUCUUUGAAGAACUCCGUCUUAAAGGCGCCUUUGAAGAACUCCGCAAGGCGUCUUUGAAGACUCCGCCAAGGGCGUCUUUGAAGAACUCCGUCUUAAAGGCGCCUUUGAAGACUCCGCCAAGGGCGUCUUUGAAGAACUCCGUCUUGAGGGCGUCUUUGAAGAACUCCGGCGUCUUUGGAGAACUCCGUCUUAAAGGCGCCUUUGAAGACUCCGCCAAGGGCGUCUUUGAAGAACUCCGUCUUAAGGGCGUCUUGAAGAACUCCGUCUUAAGGGCACCUUUAAAGAACUCCGCCAAGGGCGUCUUUGAAGAACUCCGUCUUAAGGGCUGGAGAAGGCGGUCGAAACUCAAGGCGGUCUCUCACUUCUACAACAAUGGCACAGCAACAUAUCAUACGGAUGAACAACUUUCUCCCUUCGGGAAAGCCAAGUCGUUGACGCUUUUGAAGAACUCACUUCUACAACAAUGGCGCGCAGCAAUACGACUCCUUACAUCACGCGGAUGA
Paraglomus brasilianum is the source of this 552-nucleotide messenger RNA. NCBI's taxonomy places the organism in Eukaryota, Fungi, Glomeromycota, Glomeromycetes, Paraglomerales, Paraglomeraceae. The record is from the annotation of a GenBank genome assembly.